AUGUCAACUUGGAGAGAAAACGACGAGCCACCCGCAGACUUCAUCAGCCAGCUUUAUGCUGAUGAUGAAGAUCUUUCGGAGGACAGUGAGUUCGAACCAGAUGAUGAUGAGGAGGGAGAGGAGCGCGCGUCGUCACCUGAGACUCCACCUUACUCUCCUCUAAUAUCACCUGAACGUCGCGACCAGUCCGGUAAUGAUGUGGAAGCAGUCGGAUUCGAGGAAGGGAAUCGUUUCCCAGCCACAUCUCCGGAAGGCCGUGACAGGUCUCCUAUUAGAUCAUACCAGCCAUCUGAGUUUGAAACAACGGUGGUUAUAGAAGUUUUAGAUGAAGACGCCGGCAUGGAUGACGUCGUCAUGGACGACGUAUUUUUAGCCCCGGAUGCCCAUGCAAUUCAUCAACACAUAAGCCGCAUGACCAUCUUGCUUUCCGCCUUCAACUUGUCGACUCCAUUCUCACCCACCAUUUAUCACGCUGUCCGCAAAGACGAACGUUCAAUGUGUCCUCGUCCAGAUCUGCUCAUCAUCAACCUCUUAAAAACACUCUUUCUGCACAUUGGCCUGCUCUACUGA
This is a messenger RNA of Parnassius apollo (apollo), 570 nucleotides long. Lineage: Eukaryota; Metazoa; Arthropoda; Insecta; Lepidoptera; Papilionidae. The record is from the annotation of a GenBank genome assembly.